CGGUGCAGCUCCUCACUUCCGCCCUCGUGGUCCUCGCGCCUAGGAGUUCGCGGUCUCCCGCGCCGGGUCUUCGCUUCGCUCGCCCGCCUUCCCUUGGAAAGAGCCGCUUUGGCGGGAGGCGCCCCGGCUCCGUCCCGCUGCCGCCAUGCUGGUUUUAUUCGAGACCGCGGCCGGAUACGCCAUUUUCAAGGUUCUGGAUGAGAAGAAACUCCAAGAAAUUGACAGCUUAUGGAAAGAAUUUGAAACUCCUGAAAAAGCAAAUAAAGUAGUGAAACUGAAACACUUUGAGAAGUUUCAAGACACCACAGAAGCUCUUGCAGCAUCCACUGCUCUGGUGGAAGGCAAGAUUAACAAGAACUUAAAGAAAAUCUUAAAGAAGAUAGUUGCCAAAGAUGCACACGAACAGUUGGCCGUAGCAGAUGCCAAACUGGGAGGUGUAAUAAAGGAGAAACUGAACUUAAGUUGCCUGCACAGCCCCAUGGUUACUGAACUGAUGAGAGGCAUCCGUUCUCAAAUGGAAGGGCUGAUCACUGGCCUUCCAUCGCGGGAGAUGGCAGCUAUGUGUUUAGGCCUGGCACACAGCCUCUCCCGAUACAAGCUGAAGUUCAGCCCAGACAAAGUUGAUACCAUGAUCGUCCAAGCUAUUUCUCUCCUUGAUGACUUGGACAAAGAACUAAACAACUAUAUAAUGCGCUGUCGAGAAUGGUACGGGUGGCACUUCCCUGAACUGGGCAAAAUCAUCACAGAUAAUCUAACCUACUGUAAAUGUGUGCGGAAAAUUGGAGACAGAAAAAACUUUGCCUGUUCUGACCUGUCGGAGGCCCUGCCUGAGGAGGUGGAGGAGGAGGUGAAAGCAGCUGCCGAAAUCUCCAUGGGGACUGAGGUGUCAGAGGAAGACAUCAGCAACAUACAGCAUCUCUGUGACCAGGUAAUCGAGAUAUCGGACUAUCGAGCACAGCUGUAUGAUUAUCUGAAAAACAGAAUGAUGGCCAUCGCGCCUAACCUCACGGUCAUGGUGGGAGAGUUGGUGGGAGCGAGACUCAUCGCUCACGCAGGCUCUCUCUUGAACCUGGCUAAGCACCCGGCGUCGACAGUUCAGAUCCUGGGAGCCGAAAAGGCGCUCUUCAGAGCACUGAAGACUAAACGCGACACACCCAAGUUUGGUCUGAUCUAUCACGCUUCUCUUGUGGGGCAGACGACAGCCAAGAACAAAGGAAAGAUCUCACGAAUGCUGGCAGCUAAAACAGCCUUGACUAUCCGUUACGAUGCUCUCGGAGACUCGAGCAGCGCUGAGAUGGGAGCGGAAAACAGGCUGAAAGUCGAGACAAGGCUAAGGCACUUGGAGGAGAAAGGGAUAAGACGGAUAAGUGGCACGGGAAAAGCCUUGGCCAGGGCAGACAAAUAUCAGCACAAGAGUGAAGUGAAGACCUACGACCCUUCUGGGGAGUCGACGCUUCCACCGGUCCCAGGAAAGCGCAAACGUGAAUUGGAAGAGGAGGAGGAGGAGACGACGACGACAGCAGGCCCAGGAAAAGCAAAGAAGGCGAAAAUAGUAGAAAUCAAAGUGGAGGAAGAGGAAGAACAGGAGGAACCCGUCAAGAAGAAAAAGAAGAAGAAGGAGAAAAAGAUGAAAGCUCAGGAAGAAGCUGCUUGGGUAGAGGAUGAGGAAGAAGAAGAACCAUCAACUAGCAUUUCAGUCGAGACUUCAGAGAAGAAGAAGAAAAAGAAAAAGAAGAUUAAAGAGGAGCCAGAAGAUGAUUAAGAGGAAGAAACCACAAUCUCCCUGGAGAUGGCGUCUACGUGGUUUUGGAGACAGCUGCCCCAAAAAUGUAAUUUGCCCCACGAUUAGGCAAGGCCGACAAAUUCUUCCCACUUUCUGUGGAGCAGAUCCACCCUCCAUUCUCAGUUCUUUAGUCUGAACACCAAGUUUAAUCCUGAUGUUUCUUUGUAAUACUAACAAACUGCUUUGAGAGUUUGCCUGUAUCGAAAAAGCAAUAUUAUACAUGUUCAAAAACCAGUAACAUUUUCCAGCAGCAGAACUCCUUUAUCUUCCUGCAGUAUAAAUUUUUAGAACACACUGAGUCUGA
Molecule: messenger RNA, 2087 nt
Organism: Podarcis muralis (Common wall lizard)
Lineage: Eukaryota; Metazoa; Chordata; Lepidosauria; Squamata; Lacertidae
Gene: NOP58
Product: NOP58 ribonucleoprotein
Cellular component (GO): small-subunit processome; box C/D methylation guide snoRNP complex
Molecular function (GO): snoRNA binding
Source: RefSeq, a predicted model, not a curated record